CGCUGCCGCUGCAACUUUUGAGGCCUCUGGGGCGCUGUGGAGCGCAGCAGGAGACGGAUAUCACACAACAGAAAGGCUGGAGACGCCGCGAAUUGCUGUGCGAGCCCCGACUUGCACAGCUGUGCGACCUGCAAGCUCAGAGCAAAAAAAGCAAUUAGCAUGACGCCGCGCCUCCUAGUGCUAUGGCUCGCCGCGCACGCCGCCGCCGACGACAACUCCUCGAACAAGGAGCAGGACUACGCCUCAUUGAAACUCAAACCGAGAGUUGUGAGUUUCAACGUCAUGGUCGCCGGCCUGUCUGGAUUGGGCAAGACGACCACGUGCAACAUGCUCUUCGACGCCUGGCAGGGGAACUCCCCGUCACAAGAAAAGAGGAAGAUCAGGAGGGCGACGCCGCACGUGGAUGUGAGCAGGAAGAUCGAGCGGUACGACAAGCGCACGAAUACGAUUCUCCGAGUGCGAGUCGUGGACACGCCGGGUUUUGGUAAUAAUAUCGACCACAAGCACGCCGUAAGGCCCAUCACGAAGUACAUCCGGAAAUGUAGAGAUGAGCAAUUUAGAGCAGAAACGGGUGCGCGUAAGGAGACCGAGGCCGACGGCGAUCGGCUGGUGCACGCUUGUGUCUACUUCAUCUCGCCGCAUCGCUUCCUUGAAAUAGAUAGACAUUUCUUGCGACAUGUGCAACGGGAAUUGGCGAUAGUACCGGUCAUCGCGAAGACCGACACGCUCACUGACGAAGAGCUUGCGGAAUAUAGAGCGAUGCUGCGCGACGAGUUCACGAAAAAUAAUAUUCAGGUCUACGACUUUGGGGAGAAGAGCAGCGAGUUGCUUGAGAAACGAGCCUUUGCCCGAGGGCGCGAGAGAGGUGAACCUCUGGGUAUUAUUGCCAGAGACGGCCACUACCCCUGGGGCACGUCGCAGUUCCAGUUUGCAGCUCAUAGUGACUUCGCCUUGCUCAAGGAUUUAUUGUUAUCAGAACACACGGAGCCGCUCGUCGAGCACGCGUCGGCCAGGUACGCGCGGUACCGCGCUAGGCGCGUCCGGUUGGGCUACGCGACGGACGCCGCUAAGAGUCUCGCGGUGCUGGCGCUCGUGGGGCGGGCUUUAGGAUUGCCCGUUCCGAUCCCGUCGCGCGCCGGCGUCGUUGCUGUCCUAAAACGGUGCGGCCUCGGUGCCGCGGGCCUCUACCGGAAGCUGUUCGUCAAGCCCGAGGCGCCGCCGCGGCGGCGGUCCUGGUUCGACUUCUCUCCAAAACCUCCGGCGCCGCCGCGGCGCCGCUGGAUGGAGCCCCUCCGUCGUCGUUUGUCUCCGCCGCCGGCGCCGCCGCCGAGAAGGCGCUCCGUCGCGCCGCUCUUUCCUGCCAGAGCGCUGCGCGGGGCGAAGAACUAG
Messenger RNA from Pelagomonas calceolata, 1389 nucleotides. NCBI's taxonomy places the organism in Eukaryota, Pelagophyceae, Pelagomonadales, Pelagomonadaceae. The record is from the annotation of a GenBank genome assembly.